UAGUCGGUAGACUCCGUGGAAUCACGAUGCAUAUAUUGCGAAGAUAUCGAAGUGUCGACGGAUCAGCGAGAAGAGCGCUGCUCCCCUCCGCGAGCUUCUAGAGAAAAUUGUAUUGCUGUCAGUAGUCGAUGAACAAAGUGUUCUGUCGGCUCGGAGGAAACACGAAUAGAUCACGCUGCUCCGUAUGACAGACGGGCUGUCAUAUCUCGUCAGAAUCUACCUGUAUCCCCGAAACCUUCGAAGACAUUAGCGCAACAAUGGCGAUGGGCAAAGGAUUUCGCGUCUACGAAAAGCUAAAGCCACCAAGUCCUCAUUCUCUCAUAUUGGAACAACGAAAUCGAAAGGAAACAGUUCUGUUUGAGUCCCAAGCCGUUGCUGUACUCUCUGCAGAAGAAACAGAAAGUUUAAAGGGAAAAUACACAAAGUUGUUAGACGCGUAUGGAUGCUUAGGUGUCCUGCAAUUAAAUGCUGGAGAAAAUACGCUACUGUACCUUGUUCUUGUUACUGGAUGUUUUUCGGUUGGCAAGAUAGGAGAAUCGGAAGUAUUUAGAAUUAUACAGACACAUUUUGUACCUCUGCAUUAUACGCAAGGCAAUGAGGAUCGGGUGUCAGAAGUUAGAAAGGUUCUUAACUCUGGUACAUUCUACUUUUCUUGGUCUGCUGGACACCAAGAGCCUCUGGAUAUUACUCUUAGUGCACAAAGACGAUAUAAGUCAACAACAACUGAUAACAGAUUUUUCUGGAAUCGCAUGUUACACAUCCAUUUAUUAAGAUAUGGAGUGGACACAAGUUACUGGUUACUUAAGGCUAUGUGUGGCAGUGUAGAAAUUCGAACUGUAUACGUUGGACACAGACAAGCUCGUGCUCUCCUUAUAUCCAGGUUGAGUUGUGAACGAGCAGGCACCAGAUUCAAUGUUAGAGGAACCAACGAUGAUGGCCAUGUAGCAAAUUUUGUAGAAACAGAACAAGUGAUUUACUUAGAUAACGAAGUAACUUCCUAUGUUCAAACUAGAGGUUCUGUCCCUUUAUUCUGGGAACAACCUGGCAUUCAAGUUGGUUCCCAUAAGGUCAAAAUAUCCCGUGGGUUCGAGGCUUCUGCGCCAGCUUUCGAUAGACAUAUGAAUAUGAUCAAACAAAGAUACGGGCAGCAAGUGAUUGUCAAUCUUCUUGGGUCUAGCGGCAUUGGUAGCAAAGAAGGAGAGGCAAUGCUAAGUCAGUUGUUUCAAACUCAUCACAAUAUGUCAGAGCAUACAGAUGUUCCUCACAUUUUAUUUGACUACCACCAAGAGUGUAGAGGUGGAAAUAUGAAAAAUCUAUCGAAAUUAAAGGCAAAAGUAGAAAAAUAUUUAGAAUCUUUUUCAUUAUUUUAUGCUGCUAAUAAUACUGUUAUUUACGAACAAAAUGGGACUAUUAGAACAAAUUGCCUUGAUUGCUUAGAUAGAACCAAUUGUGUACAAACGUUCUUCGCAUUGGAGAUACUCGGUAAACAGCUUGGAUUAUUAAAACUGCUUGAAAAACAACAGAUGGUCUCAAGGUUCGAAGAAGUAUUUAAACAAAUGUGGAUCAACAAUGGUAAUGAAGUAAGCAAAAUAUAUGCUGGUACUGGAGCGAUUCAAGGAAGUUCUAAAUUAAUGGAUGGCGCGAGAUCUGCGGCUAGAACAAUACAAAAUAAUUUAUUAGACUCCUGUAAGCAAGAAGCUAUUGAUAUCUUGUUAUUGGGAUCAACUUUAAACACGGAACUAGCAGACAGAGCUCGAUUACUUUUGCCUUCUAAUAUGCUACAUGCUCCGCCAAGUGUUCUGAGAGAAAUGUGCAAAAGAUAUAACGAAUACGUAACCCCGAUAAAUCUUAGAGUAGGCGUCGGUACUUACAAUGUUAACGGAGGAAAACAUUUUCGAAGCAUAGCAUGCAAAGAUGUUUCCCUUUCCGACUGGUUACUAGAUGCUCCACGUAAAUCACCAACUCUAGUGUCAGUUGAAUAUGACAAUGUUCCUAUAGAUGUAUUCGCGAUAGGAUUCGAAGAAAUUGUUGAUUUAAAUGCUAGUAAUAUAAUGGCUGCUAGUACUGAUAACGCAAAAACCUGGGCGGAGGAAUUGCAGAAAAUACUUUCACGAGACACGGAAUACGUUCUGGUUACGUAUCAACAAUUAGUUGGCGUUUGUCUUUAUUUAUUCAUACGGCCUGUACAUGCACCUUACUUAAGGGACCUAGCCGUAGAUUGUGUAAAAACUGGAUUAGGAGGUGCAACGGGGAACAAAGGGGCUGCAGCUAUUAGAUGUGUAUUAUAUUCUACAUCUUUUUGUUUCGUUUGCGCGCACUUUGCUGCUGGGCAGUCUCAAGUUAACGAGCGUAAUGCAGAUUACGCGGAAAUUACACGAAAAAUUACCUUUCCCAUGGGAAGAACAUUGAACACUCACGACUAUGUGUUCUGGUGCGGAGAUUUUAAUUACAGAGUUGACAUGGACAAAAAUGAAAUGAAAGAGAUGAUCAAAAGGAACGAAUUUGAUCAAAUAUUACAACAUGAUCAAUUGAAGGUCCAACAAGAUCAGGGAAAUGUUUUCAAAAAUUUCUUGGAAGGCCCUAUUAUCUUCGCGCCAACGUACAAAUACGAUCUUUUCUCCGAUGAUUAUGACACCAGUGAAAAAUGCCGUCAACCUGCAUGGACCGAUAGAGUCUUAUGGAAACGUAGGAAACAAGUACCUGAUAUAGAUUCACCGACGGACUGGAAUCCAGGAAAAUUAAUUCAUUAUGGUAGAGUAGAAUUGAAGCAAAGCGACCAUCGACCAGUCAUUGCAAUAGUCGAUGUAGACAUCCAUUGCGUCGAACCCGAAAAACGGGAGCAUGUAUUUAGAGAAGUCAUCCAAGAUCUAGGUCCACCAGAUGGUACCAUAGUAGUAAAAGCAGUGGAGGAAUCCGACGACAUGGAUAGUGUGUUUGAUGGAAAUUUCAUGACGGCUCUGUUUCAAGAUUUUUCCCACAUUGGCGAUGUAAUUCUCGUCAGAUUUGUCGGUGAAACAAUGUGGGUGACAUUCAGAGAUGGACAAUGUGCAUUGUCAGCAGCAAGGAAGGGCAUGACUCAAGUAUGUGGUCAGACGUUAAAGUUAUCUUUGAAGUCUCCAAAUUGGGUACAACUUAUCGAAAAAGAAAUAGAACUUUGCAGCAACACCACUGUUGCGCAAUUUACUUCAACCUCUCCAGUAAGGAGCCCUAUGCAAAGAUUAGAACAAUUGGACAUAACGGAACGAUCUUCUCCUAGUAGAGGUAGUCCAAACGGAGUUGUUCCACCACCUAGACCAGCACCACCAGGUCGGCCGUCUCAGCCACCCAAGAGCCCGGUACAAGAUCGAAAACAAGGACCACGUGCUGGCGUAUUCAGCGUAUUACCCAAUCAAUUCCCAACGCCGUUAUCUAGAGAAAGAGUAGAGCCCGAACAAAGUGAAAGGCUAUCUCCAGAAUCCGCAAUUUAUGAAGAAAUAAUGGAUGGAUCUCCUAGUUAUCCCAUACCAAACCGUCCGCCACCGCCGUUACCUCGCACAGAUGCUUCGCAAGAGUCAUCUAGUAGGCCACCUAAUUCUAAACCUCCUCCUCUACCGCAAAGACAAGCUCCGCCUCCGCCUCAACAUCCUCCGCCUAGUUUACCCGCGUCAAACGUACCACCCCCCAUACCAGCAAGAACAUCAGGCGGGCCACCUAUUCCGGCUAGAAAUCCACAUUAAAUAACGGUAUAUAUCAUUCCGACGUGAAUCGAAUCACUAGAUGUUAUUGUGUAGCUAAUUAUUUAUGAAUGUUGAUAGAAAUUAUAGGUGAAAUAGUUUGCUUCCAAUUAACGUUGUACAGCUGUGUAGCCUACCGUAAACCUCAAGUUUAUUCUGUGAUUAGUCAGACUCUGUU
Hylaeus volcanicus is the source of this 3891-nucleotide messenger RNA. RefSeq names its product synaptojanin-1 (gene Synj). Gene Ontology annotation, biological process: phosphatidylinositol dephosphorylation; synaptic vesicle endocytosis. Lineage: Eukaryota; Metazoa; Arthropoda; Insecta; Hymenoptera; Colletidae. Bases 258 to 3716 code for a protein of 1152 amino acids. The transcript has 6 exons. The record is from RefSeq and is a predicted model, not a curated record. Gene Ontology annotation, molecular function: phosphatidylinositol-4,5-bisphosphate 5-phosphatase activity; nucleic acid binding.